AUGCUGGAGCUCUUCAGAGGAGCAACGGCAUUGAUCGAUGAGAUUGACUGGGUGAUGCACCCUUUGAAGAGCGAGCUGCAUUGGCCCUGCGGUCCAGUUCGCGCAACCUGCCCAGAGUCUGGGUCGAGGUGGCGAAUCAUGGGAUGCCUGGUGGAUGCUGUCCAAGAGAUGGGCAGCAGUCUCCACACGGCAUUUGAGGCGGGUGUUCGCGAGCACAAGAUGAUGAUGAAACCAAACCCAGUAGUACUGGACAGAAGGUGGUAUUACGUGCGGCUGCUGCCGCUCUUGGCAACCGAACUCGCGAGUUUUCUGGGACCGCGCACACCGGUGCCACGAGAGGAGUUGCUCUCAUUUUUUGGUCCGGAAGGGCGCUGUGGUCCCACUUUGACAAGGCUCCCCGAUGCAGAAACCAAGCUCCUCACACUUGGUCGGCAGCUGCUCCACAGCGCCGGAAUCUCAGGUCUUCCCACACCUGCUCAGAUGCACUGGCACGUAUUGCAGUGGAACAGUGCAAGAGCAGGGAUCGUCGUGCUGACCGAAGAGGAUAUUGACAGGCAGCCAGCACAGCAGCUGGACUCAGCACACGUGGCCGCGGAGCACGCAGUGCCAUUCAUUGGCAAGGACUGUCCUUCCACGGCCUCAGAGUUUGCCCAUCCCGACGUUGCCAUCGGGUUGACGCUCCUGGCCUAUCGCUACGAGGGUCUUCGGAAGCAAGACUUCCUCCUCCUGCUGAAGCAGAAAUGGACGAAGAGAGAGGGCCACACGCAAGGAGGCCGGGAGGCUGGUGGCCGUGUCACCGGCUUCAGUUGGGUCGACGGCUCGGCCUCGGCCUCGGCUCGGCUUGGAGAGCAACCAGAGCGCUCCGAGGCUGGGCAGAUGAGGCUCGGUUGGAUUCCCCUCCUGCCAAUCAGCCUUUGCUUGAAGACGGACUGGAAGAGCCAGCUGCGAGCCAACGUGUGGCCUUUGGAGAGGGUCAGCCUGAAAGACAAGCAGCAGGUGCACCUGCUGUGGUGCUUGCUGCGACGCACAGUCGGUGCCGUCAAGUACUAUUUGUACGAGCACGUUCGAGCCCUAUACAGCUGUAGGUCGGCGUCUUGGCUUCAGUGGUACGCCUUCGGAGGUAUGGGCAAGAUCCACUACGAGCAGGGUUGCGACGCGAAGAUUCUGAGCACACUUCUGAAUGCCAAUGUCGUGACUCGGACGGAGACUCUCUCAGCAGGGUGGGACCCUGCAUUUCUUCUGCAAAGAGCUGCGACGGGGGAGUUCCAUGCGCUCAUCGAUGCGGGGGCAUUGGUGGCAGCCUCGAAGCUCCUCGAGUCAUUGCCGGCAUCCUCGUUUUUCGGAGUGGUGUUCUUGACUGAAGCGGAUGAGUCAGUGGUUCUGGUCCGAGACGGGCGCAUCUUGCCCUUGGCCGACUGCGGCUUGUCCCCAGAGCAGAGAUUCACGUUCUACGACCACGUGCAUACCACUGGGCUCGAUGUGCCGCAAGCUCCCUAUGCACGUGCUGCUCUGACGCUGGGUAAGGACAUGCUGUGGAGAGACUACGCACAGGCCGCUUUUCGUAUGCGAGGGCUCGGGCCAGGUGCGCAGACCUUACAGCUGCUGGUGCCUCCGGAAAUUCGUCACCUUGUAGUGGCAGCAGAGGAGGCCGAGGUCGACUUAGAGCCCGCGGCGCCGGUGACAAACUGCCCAGGGCCCAGAGAUACCAUGCUCGCCGAACGACGACCUCAUUUCCCUGAGCAGCGGCCCCCACCUCUGGGCCGAUCUGCCCUCGUAGCAUCAAGCUCUCAGGAUGUGCAGACAAGUCAGCCAGCGACCACACUCCAAUUUGGCUUGGAUUCGCUGCUGGCUUUUGAUGCCUUGGCACCUUCAAGCUACCCGAAGCAAGGCAUUCAGGAGCCGCUUCGUGCUGCCAUGCUCCGCAAAAACAGUGACUGCGCCGAAGACAGGCUCAGACCAGCCCUGAAGAGCACAAGAAAGAGCUCGCGGCGAUCCUGCGAUGGACGGGCGGCAACACGCUUGACAGUGACAUCAAGCAGUUCGCUUUGCUCUGUGAGCAGAAUGUGGAGGCUCUUUGGAGGCCCAACGGACUUGAGUCGUGCCUGGUCUGUAGUUCAGGGCAAGGACAAGGAGGCUUCAAUGGGACUGUCAGCAAGCUUGACAGUACUGCGGAUGCCCAGGGAAGAUGUGAUACCGAACGAUCCCGAUCCGCUGGUUGAGGAGCGAACACUCAGCGAGCGGCUGGCAGAGAGGCUUCGUGCACAUGCGCACUGGAUCACUCCAGAGGUACAGCAAAUGGGUAACGAGCUGAUUGCCGAGGCUUCGGGCCUCGAUCAACGAGGGCUGCUGGGAAAGGGAAAGCUCGGGCCGGGCUCGGUCUUCAAGGGCCUGGAGCAAGAGCAGGUACAGGAAGAAGAGCAGGAAGAAGAGCAGGAACAGGAGCAAGAGGAAGAACAGGAGCAGGAAGAGGAGGUGGAGCAGGAAGACGAGGAGGAAGAAGCCGCAGAUCAGAAGUAUUCGAGAGAAGACGAAGGCGAAUGCGCGUGGAAUCCCAAAAUCCUGUCCGAAGAUCCAAAGCUUGCCGAUGGCAGCUACACGUUCUACAGGUGCUGUGAGGGACUCUCUGUCUUCAAUGGCAAGCUGAUGCAGGCACAGAAAAGCCUUCGAUUUCCGCCGUGGUUCGUGGCAUCACAGAACUACUUUCGGCAGCAGUGGCGACUUAAGACCGUCCGGCGCCUGAAAUGCUGCUUGAUGCUAGCAGAGUGGGUGCCUGGCGGGCGCACGCGGGAGCUUCUUCAGCAAAUCGAGGGCAUCGCAUCCGACUCCGACGCGUUGCGUGCAGCUUUGAACGCCCUGGAGCUGGAAGGUGUGGAGGAGCUGACAGAGGCACAGUCGAAAUCCUUGAUGGAAUGCUUGCAUCUUCAAGUUGGCCAGAACCUCCCGGUUUCCAGGACGGUCGCUGACCUCGGCCGCUUAAUGCAGUCCGAGGCUCCCAUGUGCCCCAUCCAGCCUGGACGUUACUUUUGCUUAGUGUCCCUCCUGGAAGCGGAGCACUUGCGAGCUGUCCUUCACAGCCGCCCGCCUUUCCCUAUGGGCAUUGCGCUGCGUGCCCCUGUGGCUUUAGAAGGGCAGCCGCUGGACACCAGCAAUGAUUUCUCCCUGGGCCCUUCCUUUCAGGCCUUUGCUGCAAGCCAGCUGAGCCGCUUCGUAGAUUCAGAGGUCUCGUUUAGCGCGCGCGAGCUGUGUGCAGUGGACCUGUGCCUAAUGGGAAGCAAGCACGCUGAGCGCCUGGAGUGGUGGGAGCAAGUCCGGCAUUGUCGGCGUCGGGCCCAAGCCCGACCUGUGCCAUCGUUGUCUGUGGCUGCUUUGCUGCUUCCGCCCAGUAUUCGGCACAAGGCACGACUGGAGAGCUCCAUCGCCAAGGUAAGAACUGUCUUGAGACGGCGUGGCGCAAAUGCAAGGCAGCUGUUCGCUCUGCAGGCCGGAGGCAAGUGUCUGCACCUGAGCGCUCGAGAUCUCGCUCAAGCGCUUCAGCAGUUCGGUCUCCUGGAUGCGAUGGAGGCCGGCAGGCUCGCACUCACUGCAGCCAGGAUGGACGCAGAGGGUGUGACGAUGGAGAGAGCGAGUGUGAGCCUCUCGAGCUUCUUGCAGCUUAUGGGAUCGCUUGGGGGUGAUGACAUCGAUGAAGCCGAGGGCAAAGAAGCUGUUUUGGAAGCUGCUCCUUCGCCAUCUGCUGCACUGGCCGAGUGCCAGUUGAAUUUAGAGGCUGGGCGCUGGUCAGUCAAAGUACUGACGCAUGACCGCCUGGUCGAAAUCUGGACGUCUCGGAAAGUACCGGGAACUGAGGCGAGACCCUUCAGCAUCUGGCGGCCGGACCUGAAGUCUGGUGCAGCUGCCGGUGGAAACUCCAUUCAGCAAGGGCUCAGGAGCCUCGUGGGCGCAGGAAAUGGCCGCCUCUUCUUUCUGGGAGACAUCGGACGGCGGGGCCUGGAAGCGCCGACGGCAUGUUUGGUCGUGAGGAUCAAACCCUCGAAAAGCCCUCCCAAAGGAGGAGGACUUGGAUUAGGACUGGAUGCUUGGAUGUCGCGGUUCUUGCCGCGACCCGUCGCAUUCCGACUGAUUUGGUACGACAGACGCGGUGCCACAUCUGAAGCCUCCGCCCAAAGUCAGGGUUCGUCCGCUGCGCAAAGCCCAGGCGGUGAAGGCUUGUACGUGUGGCGGCCAGUUCCCCCGAGCGACCUCUACAUAGCUUUGGGUGCUGUUUGCACGACGGACUCUUCCGAGCCUCGGGGUGUCGACUUUCGCUGUGUGCCACGUGCGUGGCUGGUUCGUGGGGAUUCCCUGGGGCCAACUCUUUGGAGCUUGGGCGACCGGCAGGAAGUCCGGGUACAAGAAGCGCUAGGUGGAGUCAUCGCGUGCCCAACGGAGAACCUCCGAUAUCUUCCCAGCUGGGGAUUCAUAUCCGAGAAGUUCUUCGUUGGAUCGUGA
Symbiodinium necroappetens is the source of this 4488-nucleotide messenger RNA. Lineage: Eukaryota; Dinophyceae; Suessiales; Symbiodiniaceae. The record is from the annotation of a GenBank genome assembly.